CGUGCAAAACGAGGGUUAAAAAGUAUUUCUUUUUUAAAAAUCACAAGUGUUUUUGAAAGGCAAGAAAAAGUGUAUUGGGGGAGAACAAGCCGAGUGGAUGCGAAGCCUCGCACGCAGCGUGCAGCUCGGCGGCCAGCCAGCGUUCACUUUCACUAAUCAAACUCUUACUUCCCACCUCUCUUAAUUCCAUAUUUUCUAUUCCUGAUCAUUACUUUCCUCUUUUUCUCGCCCUUCCUUGUAUCUAUCCAUCCUCCCUCCCUCCUCUUCCUCCCUCCUCCUUGCCCUCCCUCCGCCGUCUCUCCUCUGCUGAAUCUUAUUGAUCCACAAGGCGGCUAAUUAGCCCUUCCCUUCGUGCCUGUGUAAUGAAGCACAUGCGCACUGAAUUAAUCACAGCCAUUUUUUUCUCGCAGGAAACUAAUUAGCAGGAAUAAAGAUCCAAAGAGUUUUUUCUUCCCCCAAUCAUCAGAUCUCACUUUCACCUCUUCCUCGCGCGCCUCCAACUCCGGACUCGGCUGCUUUGCAUCCAAAUUAUUUUUGAUAUUGCCUUUAACAACUAAUAGCUACCUACUUGCGCCCCUUUUCCAGCCAAGCACUCGGCAACAACAAUGAUCUUUCUUUUUUUUCGGCCACCCCCGAGCGCAAACUGACCGAAAUGGGACUCUUCUCGCCUUGAUGGGAUCUUUAGCUCCAUCGUCUCGCUACUGGAUUAAAACGCGAUCAUCACAAAGCGGCAAAUUCGCAUGCUGAUGUGUGCUUCGUUGACCUUGGGUUCACCCUCACUGCCACCGUCAUGCCGUUUCUGUGGUGAAAAUGAAACUGAGCCUGGAUGCGAUGAACGCCUCAUGUAGGCAUCAGCAUGGACAGCUGUGAGUCUCCCGUGUUUUCUGGGACAGACGAUGGGCUCAGCUCCUCCCAGCAGCAGCAGCAGCAGCAGCAGCGGCAGCAGCAGCAGCAGCAGCAACCUCCACAGCCCUGGAACGAUCACCCUAGCUUGCAGCUUCCUUGCGCCAACCAGGCCGCUUCCCUGGACCCGUUGUCCUUUUCUGCUCCUUAUCCUUCUCAAUCCGAAAACCCUUGUGCUCUUCAUGACGAGGUGAGGGAACUGCAGUCUCUGCAGUCCCAGCCAAAACAAACAUCCAGCCAGGCUCACCGGGAUAGCCCUGCCACUGGUCAGCUGCAUUCCAAGAGAGAGGGCCGAGAGGGAGAGGAGCGGGACAGAUUGAGCUGUGGAGAAGAGGAAGAAUCGGAAGAUUUGGACGAAAUGGAAAUCGACAGCUGUUUCCCAAGUCUUCAACCCUUUCCCGGGGUAGUGAUGGCUCAAGGCGCAGGGGGCAUGCCCACUCUUCUGCGUCAUCAGCCCGCACAAGGGCGAGGUGGGCCUGAGAGUGGAAGUGAAGAAGGAGAGGAGGAAGAGGAGAGUAGUGAUGUGGAGAACUUGGCUGGCGAGAUCGUCUACCAACCCGAUGGCUCCGCCUACAUCGUUGAGAGCCUCAGUCAGCUCAUCCAAAGCGGUGGGAGCAUGGUUCCCAGCCUGCUUCCCACAAACUCUCUCGCUAGUGGGGGAAAACCCGGGGAACCGGCCGGGACGUCAUCCUCGGUCUACCCUCAGAUCAUCAACACGUUUCACAUAGCCUCGUCCUUUGGAAAGUGGUUUGGCAAUUCAGACCAAGGUUUCUCCAAUACCUCAUCCAUGGCAGGCCUCAGUCCUGUCCUGCACAGUUUUCGUGUCUUUGAUGUGCGGCACAAAAGUAACAAGGAUUACCUUAACAGCGAUGGGUCUGCCAAGAAGUCCUGUGUAUCCAAAGAUGUUCCUAACAAUGUGGAUUUCUCCAAAUUUGAUGGUUUGGCCCUGUAUGGCAAGGGUAAGCCUAUUCUCAUGUGUUUUCUCUGCAAGCUGUCCUUUGGUUACGCGCGUUCCUUUGCCACCCAUGCUGUCCAUGACCACCGCAUGACGCUGUGUGAGGAUGAACGCCGUCUAUUAGGGGACAACCAUGCAUCUGCUAUCAUCCAGGGGAUUGGAAAAGACAAAGAGCCCCUCAUCAGCUUCCUGGAACCAAAAACUAAGGGCACUCCUGUGCCACCUCCCCUGCUUCCUAUGAACUCUGGCCAGAGCUUUUAUGGCACGUUUAGUGGUGUCCAUUUGGAGGCUGGAAGCAGCAGUGGAGGCAGCGAGACCCUCCUGAACAAAGACUCUGACUCUAGCCUCCAGCAGCAGCAGCAGACGCAGCAAACCCCGCUAAACUCUGUUUUGUCUCUUGGAAGGCUGGGCACUCCCAAAGCACCCACUCUUCCCUCAACCCCAGGCUCUGCCAAAGACUCCAGUGCCCCGUCUUUACAUGGGGGGAGAACAGAGGAGCCUACCGGGAACGAGUUGGCUUACAAGGGAAACGAUGGGGCCAGCGAGGGCCUUGGCAGUACGACACACCUCGCUAGCCAGGUGGGUGGUUCAGAAGAAGAGGAAGGAGAACCGUUAUUAGGGGAAGAAGAUGAGGUGGAGGCAGAAGGCACUGUGGUGACCAGUGGUGUUAAUAGUAGCAGUGGUGGAGGUGAUGCAGGGGAACCAGCUAUCUCAAACCAAAGCAUUUCCAAAUCUCCUUUAUUAAUGCCUAGUAGCACUCUCCAGCCUUCUGCCUGCACCCCUGCGGUCAGUUACACGCGAAACAGUAAAUCCCCUGCUUCCACUUCUUCCUCUGUCAAGGAGGAGGUUUCAGCUACAGAAGGUGGGGGGAGAACCUCAGAGCUCCCGCUGAGCUUUAACUGCCAGGGAACUACCGUUCCCAUGGCAAUGGCAGCAGCCAAUGUCAGAAAGAGUGAGGAGGACACUGCUGGCACUUCUUCCUCACCUCUAUCCUCCAACGCUGCUGCUGAUGAAAGUGCCAAUCGAGAUAGUGCCACAGCUCCAGAACCAAACGAUUGCCCGGCUGAGGAAGAGGAGGAAAAUGGAUCCCUUCUGCAGCAACACCACAUGCACCAUCAUCAUCAUCACCUGCAUUCAUCAUUGCAUGGCCACAUUCACCCCCAACCCAGCGGUUCCUGUGACAUAACAGGGGUGAAUGACUGUUCACAGAACCAUGGACCCGGUGGCAGUGGAGGAAGUGGGGUGGAAUGCCCUAAAUGUGACACCGUUCUAGGUUCCUCGCGCUCUUUGGGUGGUCACAUGACCAUGAUGCAUUCGCGUAACUCAUGCAAGACACUCAAGUGUCCCAAAUGCAACUGGCAUUACAAAUAUCAACAGACUUUGGAGGCUCAUAUGAAAGAAAAGCACCCAGAUUCUGGAGGAUCUUGUGUGUUCUGCAGCAGCGGUCAAAGUCAUCCUCGUCUGGCGCGUGGAGAAAGCUAUACAUGUGGAUACAAACCUUUCAGAUGUGAGGUAUGUAACUACUCAACAACCACUAAGGGGAACCUAAGCAUCCACAUGCAAUCAGAUAAACACCUAAACAACAUGCAGACACUGCAGAACGGAGGCUCAAUCGGAUCAGCGCAGGAACAGGUGUUUGGACAUGGCCCAGGAGGUGUGGUGGCCGUGCCCUCUGUGACCCAGGCCGGUAGCCACCAUCCGGCCCACCACCACCCCACACAGUCCUCCGCCCAUGUAAGUGGACCGUGCGGUGCCCCCUCACCGACCAAGCCAAAGAGCAAACCGACUUGGCGCUGUGAGGUAUGCGACUACGAAACCAACGUGGCGCGGAACCUCCGCAUCCACAUGACCAGCGAGAAGCACAUGCACAACAUGAUGCUCCUCCAGCAGAACGUGACUCAAAUGCAACACGGCCGACUGGCGCUGGGAGCUAUGCCCUCGCCCUCCGAGGCUGAGCUCUACCAGUAUUACCUGACACAGAACAUGAGCCUACCGCCAGGCCUCAAGAUAGACCCAACAGGACCUGAGGCCCAGUUCCUAAUGGGGGGCUUUCCUUUAGAUCCCAGCAUGGCUGCCUUGACCCCCGCACUGGUAGGUGGGGACAUCCCGAUGGAUAUGCGCCUGGGCAGUGGCCAGUUGGUGUCAGAGGAGCUAAUGACCUUGGGAGAAAGUCUAUCACAAACUAGCGACCCUUCACUCAAGCUCUUCCAGUGCGCUGUGUGCAACCGCUUCACCACCGACAACCUGGAUGUCCUUGGCAUCCACAUGGGGGCUGAGCGCAGCCUGCCCGAAGAGGAGUGGCGUGCCGUGGUGGGCGACUCUCAUCAGUGCAAGUUGUGCCACUACACCACUCAACUCAAGGCCAAUUUCCAGCUCCAUUGCAAGACAGACAAGCACGUUCAAAAGUACCAGCUUGUGGCCCAUAUUAAGGAGGGAGGCAAAGGCAACGAAUGGCGACUGAAAUGCGUGGCCAUUGGCAACCCGGUACACCUGAAGUGCAACGCUUGCGACUACUACACCAACAGCUUGGAGAAGUUGAGGAUGCACACAGUCAAUUCCCGACAUGAGGCGAGCCUCAAACUCUACAAGCACCUACAGCAGCACGAAAACGCGGUGGAGGGCGAUGCUUGCUACUACCACUGCGUGCUGUGCAACUACUCGACCAAGGCCAAACUCAACCUGAUCCAGCAUGUGCGCUCCAUGAAGCACCAGCGUAGCGAGAGCCUCAGGAAGCUGCAGCGCUUGCAGAAGGGCCUGCCCGAGGACGACGAAGACCUCAACUCCAUCUUCACCAUUCGCAAAUGCCCCUCUUCGGAUACAGGAGAGCUGAGUGAGGAUGUGGAGGCUGCUAGUGAGACCACCACAGACCAGGAGGACCAAACCAAAGACAGAGAAAGUGGGGGGGAGAAGGAGCUCACCAAAGGGCCAGCAGUGUCCGGCCAUUCAGAACAGCACCAGUCAGAUUCCCCGAUCCCGAGCAAAAAGCCCUCGUCACGGUCGGAGACCUCUGAGAGCCCGCUGUCCUCGAAGCGUCCCCGGGCAGCUGAAAAGCGAGCCGCGGAGCAGAUGUACCAGUGCCCUUACUGCAAGUUCACCAACACGGACCUGAACCGUCUCAGAAUGCACGUGAUGACGCAGCAUUCUGUCCAGCCCAUGUUACGCUGCCCGCUGUGCCAGGACAUGCUCAACAACAAGAUCCACCUGCAGUUUCACCUCACGCACCUGCACAGUGUCGCACCCGACUGUGUUGACAAGCUCAUCGCCACAGUGACAGCAACCGAUGUCCUACCAGCAAGCAUGUUCAUACCUGUUCCUGGUCCAGAAAGAGAGUCUCAGAAUCCCUCUCAUGCUGUUGCCAAUGCUGAAGAUACAACAAAACAAGCUGAUGGCUUAGAUGCCGAUCUGGAAAAGGGAGUUUCACUUCCGACAGAAACAGUUGAGGUUCGCAAAUCACCUCAAGAAGAUCAACAAACAGAAAAGGAUGAUGCAACUGGAUUCCUGUGCUGGAAGAAAGGCUGUAAUCAAGUGUUCAAAUCCUCCAACUCUCUGCAGAUGCAUUUCAAUGAAGUUCACAACAAAAGGCCUCAGCUACCGGUUUCUGAUCGCCAUGUCUACAAGUAUCGUUGUAACCAGUGUAGCUUGGCCUUCAAGACUGUGGAGAAGCUACAACUCCAUUCCCAGUAUCAUGUGAUCCGAGCAGCGACUAUGUGCUGCCUCUGCCAGCGGAGCUUCAGGACGCUACAAGCCUUGAAGAAACAUUUGGAAACCAGCCACCUGGAACUUAGUGAAGCUGAUAUCCAGCAGCUGUACGGGGGCUUACUGAUGAACGGUGACCUUAUGGUCAUGGGUGACCCAGCCCUUGGUGACGAACAUGGAGGUCUGGGAGAAGAUGACAAAGAGGGGGAUGAGAGUGACCAAGAGGAAAAGCAAAGUCCUACAGGCAGUGAAUCUGGCUCACUGCUGGAAGAGUCUGGAUCUGAACCAAAACGUGCUUUGCCAUUCAGAAAAGGCCCCAACUUCACGAUGGAGAAAUUCUUAGAUCCAUCUCGUCCAUUCAAGUGCACUGUCUGUAAAGAGUCCUUCACACAGAAGAAUAUCCUUUUGGUGCACUAUAACUCUGUCUCCCACCUGCACAAGGUGAAGAGAGCUCUUCAGGAGUCUACCACUGGUCAGCCGGAGCCGACGAGCAACCCUGACAACAAGCCCUUCAAGUGUGGCACUUGUAAUGUGGCAUAUAGCCAGAGUUCCACUUUGGAGAUCCACAUGCGCUCCGUCCUACACCAAUCAAAAGCGAGGGCGGCUAAACUUGAAGCCGCGGGAGGGAUCACUAGCUCUGCAAGUGCUACUGGAGGGACCAUCAGCACGUCAACGGCAAGUCCUGGCCCAGCAAGCAACUCAACAACAAACUCUACCAAUCAUGGCACUUCUGGGUCUCAAACAGCUCAGAAUAUUCUUGGAGGAAACCACACCUCCCAGAGUCAUAGCCACGAGACUAUCAGCUCAGUUAGCAGCCAGUCCUCACCAUCAGAAAACAAUGAAGUAAAAAAGGCUAAGUAUGGAGAUAUGCUGUCUUCACGGGGACAACAACAACUUCAACAACAACAACAACAACAACAACAACAACAAUUAGCUCAUGCUCAAGCCCAAGCUCAGCUUCAGCAAGAGCUCCAGCAGCAGGCUGCUCUUCUGCAAUCACAGCUCUUCAACCCAGCACUUCUGCAGCACUUCCCCAUGACCACUGAUGCACUUCUCCCUUUACAGCAGCAGCAGUUGCUGUUUCCUUUCUACAUCCCUGGAGCAGAAUUUCAGCUAAACCCAGAGAUUAACAUCAGUAAUUCAGCACUUGGCCUAACAGGAGCAACCACCGCCUCACUGCUAGAAGAUCUAAAGAACUCAGCUCAACAGAGCUGCUUGCAGCAGCAACUGAUGCAUCACCACCUCCAGCAGCAAGUGCAUCAGCAUCAACAGCAGCAGCAGCAGCAGCAGCUGCAGCAGCAGCAGCAGCAGCAGGCACAGCCUCACUCACAGGCACAGGGACAGAUGGCAUUGCUGCAACAGAGUGCUUCGCUCCACCAGCAGAUUGAAAAAAAGCAGAAGCCUCCCUCCUCACAAAGUGAGAAAGACAUUCAAAGAGACAGAGAGGUGACUGAAAAGAACGAGGAGGUCAACAAAGAUUCAAUGGAAAAACUAAAGGAAAAGAAGGACAUUCAACACAUUUCAACUAGUAUUAACCAUGACUCUGGUUUACUUCCGCCAAGGAUUGCUUCAGAUGCUCGUGGAAACGCAACCAAAGCCCUGCUGGAAAAUUUUGGGUUUGAGUUAGUUAUUCAGUAUAAUGAAAAUAAACAAAAAGCCCAGAAAAGGGGAACUGGGCCGACAGGAUCAAGUGGACCAGGUGGGAUCACAAGAGUGGUGGAUCCCAUUGAGGGAUUGGAGAAACUAGAAUGUGAAGCCUGUGGCAAGCUGUUUUCAAACAUACUGAUUCUAAAGAGCCACCAGGAGCAUAUCCACCAGGCUUUUUUCCCAUUUCGAUCCCUUGAGAGAUUCGCUAAGGAAUACAGAGAGAAUUACGAUAAACUAUAUCCACUGAGACCUCUUACACCAGAGGCUGCUCCAGCUCCUCCACCUCCUCCCCCACCCCCUCCACCCCAAAGAGCUCCUACACCAAAUAUUCCUGUGUCUGCAGCUGCACUCACACCUCCAACUGUACCUACCCCACAGCCUCCAGUUCCAAUGCCGCAAAUUCCCAUGCCAAUGGAUUUGCCGAUCUUUUCACCGCUAAUGAUGCAGUCCAUGUCACUCCAGUCUUUGCCCAACCAGUUAACUCCUCAGCUGUCCUCUGUUGAACCCAGUCUGGCCUCAGAAUUGGCCCAGCUUUACCAACAACAGCUCACCCCGGCCAUGCUGCAGCAGCAACAGAAUAAGAGGCCACGGACACGCAUUACAGAUGACCAGCUUCGGGUUCUGCGACAAUACUUUGAUAUAAACAAUUCGCCUAAUGAAGAUCAAAUUAAAGAGAUGGCAGAUAAAUCAGGACUGCAGCAAAAAGUCAUAAAGCACUGGUUCAGAAACACGCUUUUCAAAGAGAGACAACGCAAUAAAGACUCGCCAUACAACUUCAAUAACCCACCAACCACAACACUUGAUGAUACCAAAAUUGAUUCUAAACCGCCUUCACCUGAACCACAGAAGCAAGACUUCUAUGGAAGUAAGAGAUCUUCUAGAACUCGGUUUACAGACUACCAGCUGAGAAUUUUACAAGAUUUCUUUGAUGCCAAUGCUUAUCCAAAGGACGAUGAGUUUGAACAGCUUUCCAACCUUUUGAGCCUCCCCACUCGUGUCAUUGUUGUUUGGUUCCAAAAUGCUCGCCAGAAGGCAAGAAAGAAUUAUGAAAACCAGACUGAUGGUGGGAAAGAUGGGGAGAGACGAGAACUUUCAAAUGACCGGUAUAUUCGCACCUCAAAUCUGAACUACCAGUGCAAAAAAUGCAACUUGGUCUUCCAGAGAAUAUUUGAUCUAAUAAAACAUCAAAAGAAGUUGUGCUACAAAGAUGAAGAUGAGGAUGGACAGUAUGACAGCCAAAAUGAAGAUUCAGUUGAUCUUUCUAAUGAUUGUUAUACUCCAUCUGGUUCCUCUUGCCACACCCCAAUGCCUUCUUCUUCAAGUCUCUGCCCACUUCCACCUACACCUUCGGCAUUCUCACAUCUCCCCACAGCUGAUAAGGAGGAGGCGUCACCAGCAACCACCUCGAACUUCCAUGAGGAGAAAUCAAAAGAUGUACCUGACAUUUCAACCGAUUCCCCAAAUAAGACUUCUAUUAAGCAGGAAAAUGUACCCCAACCUCAAUCAGAUUCACAAAAGCAUAGACAUCAGAGAGAAGAGAAUAUCCAACCUAUUUCAAAGCCCAACAAACAUUCCUCUUCUUCCUUCACUCAACAGCAACUGCAGUGUGGUCCAUCAGCUUCUCAGACAAGCCAGCCACCCUCCCAAAGCUCUCACUUGAGCCACAAUCCCCACAUGAGUUCGGCUACACAACAAAUGGCACAGCAGCUCAUCCCAUACCAGUGUGAUCAGUGCAAGAUUGGCUUCCCCUCCUUUGAGCACUGGCAGGAGCACCAGCAAUUACACUUUCUCUCUGUGCAGAAUCAGUUCAUCCACCCACAAUUCAUUGACCGCUCAAUGGACAUGCCUUUCAUGCUAUUUGACCCGACCAAUCCUCUCCUGGCAGGCCAGUUACUUUCUGGGACAAUGCCCCAGAUCCCCAGCAGCUCUGCCACUUCUCCAUCCACCCCCACAUCCACAAUGAACUCCCUGAAGAGGAAGUUGGAGGAAAAAGCUGGCACAAGCCCAGGAGAGAAUGACAGCACAAACAGUGAAGAGCCACAUCGAGACAAGCGGCUUAGAACCACCAUCACGCCUGAGCAGCUCGAGAUUCUUUAUCAGAAGUACCUAUUGGACUCUAAUCCGACGCGUAAGAUGCUUGACCACAUCGCACAUGAGGUGGGGCUGAAAAAGAGAGUAGUGCAAGUCUGGUUUCAGAAUACUAGAGCACGGGAGAGAAAAGGCCAGUUCAGAGCCGUGGGGCCAGCUCAAGCUCAUCGGAGGUGCCCCUUCUGUAGAGCUCUUUUUAAAGCAAAAACUGCUCUUGAGGCACACAUUCGCUCUCGUCACUGGCACGAAGCCAAACGUGCUGGUUAUAAUUUAACCCUCUCUGGUAUGUUACUUGACCACGAAGGGAUCCAAUUAAAGUUGGAUGCCUUGGAGACGUCAGCCUAUUCACAAAUGUCAUCUUCAAAUAUGGAUGGACAAAGUUCUUCCAUGUCUCCUGUGAAUCGAGGAAUGGAUUCGUCUCCCAGGGCUCUUCUAAGUCCUUCGUCGAUUAAAGUUGAAGGAAUGGAAGAUUUUGAUGGUUCAGCCAUGUCUGCUGUGAACCUUAGCUUUGAUCAAAACAAACUGGAUAAUGACGACUGUUCCUCUGUUAAUACGGCCAUCACAGAUACAACUACAGGUGAUGAGGCUAAUGCUGACAAUGACAGUGCUGAUGCAAAACACAGCCAGAGUAGUAGUGACUACCUGCCUAAGCCUGGGGGCACUGUCCCCAUCCUUGAAAACGAUGACCAGAUGUCUUCAGGGCUCGUAAGCCCUGCUACAAGCUAUUAUGCUAAGGACUGUGAAAAUGAACAUAUAAUUGACCACAGUGAGACAUCCAGUCUGGCGGAUCCUUGUUCGCCAAGUCCCGGAGCUUCAGGCACCAGGAGCAUCGACAGCGGUGAUCGUCCUGGUCAAAAGCGCUUCCGAACCCAGAUGACAAACCUCCAGCUCAAAGUGUUGAAGUCCUGUUUUAAUGAUUACAGGACUCCCACCAUGUUGGAAUGUGAGGUACUUGGCAAUGAUAUUGGACUUCCAAAGAGAGUGGUUCAGGUAUGGUUUCAAAAUGCCCGUGCCAAGGAAAAAAAGGCAAAGCUCAACAUGGCCAAGCACUUUGGAAUAAAUCAGACAUCCUAUGAGGGGCCGAAAACUGAAUGCACUUUGUGUGGUGUCAAGUACAGUGCCCGCCUCUCUGUUCGCGAUCACAUAUUCUCCCAGCAGCAUAUCUCCAAGGUUAAGGAUACCAUUGGCAGUCAGAUUGACAAAGAAAAAGAGUACUUUGACCCAGCUACUGUCCGUCAACUCAUGGCUCAGCAAGAGAUGGACCGUAUUAAGAAGGCCAAUGAAGUUUUAGGAUUGGCGCAGCAGCAGGCCAUGCAGCAACAAGGAAUGUUUGAUAACCCUGCAAUGCAGGCGCUGAAUCUCCAGUCAGCCUAUUCUAAUCUACAAGGCAUUCCACCUGUCCUCUUGCCAGGGGUUGGAAGCCCCUCUCUUUCCAGCUUUAAUUCGUCUAACUCAGCUUUAACUCCUCCUAAACCUUCAAACCUGCUAAACAUGCCUGGUGCCAGUGUUCCCUCGCCAAGCUUGCCAACAUCUGGAUUGCCCAACAAGCCUCCCUCAUCAUCAUCUCUGUCCACAUCGAGCCCAGCGCAGACAAAUACAUCCGCGUCCCACUCGAGCCCCACCUCUACAUCCAACUCCAUUUCCUCAAGCAACCCGUCCGUCUCCCGGCCUGAACACUCCAAAGAGCGUGAAGUUGAGAGGUUGAGAGAAAAGGAGAAGCCCAAGGAAAAGCCGGAGAAGCCCUCAACCCCGUCAUCAACUGGAAGUACCCCUGCUCCUUCUACUUCUGCUGCCAGCGCCAAGAAGGAAAAGCCAGACCCAGCUGUUCCCGCCACCUCUAUGCCUACACCCGGCAUGGAAUAUGUGGUAGAUCCUGCCCAGCUACAAGCCCUGCAGGCUGCCUUGGCUUCAGAUCCUACAGCUCUUCUCACAAACCAGUUCCUUCCCUACUUCAUGCCUGGCUUUUCUCCAUACUACACCCCACAGAUCCCCGGCGCUCUCCAAGGUGGUUACCUGCAACCAAUGUAUGGUAUGGAAAGUCUCUUCCCCUACAACCCUGCAUUGUCACAAGCACUGAUGGGCCUGUCUCCGGGAUCCCUGCUGCAGCAUUACCAGCAAUAUCAGCAGAGCUUGCAGGAAGCACUACAACAGCAGCAGAGGCAGCUUCAGCAGAUCCAGCAACCCAAGGCGAGCCAAAAUCAAGCUCCCCCUAAAUCCUCGGGGGAUCGGAAAGAAGCGGCCAGAGAUCAGGUGAAAACAGAGGAGCAAAAGGGCAACCAUCACAGCGCAUCUCCCAACACAUCUUCCACCUCCUCCACUCAUAAUAACGCAUCCGCUGAACAGAAUGAGUUGGAUGGCAAAGCUGUGGACCUUCAUCUAGACCAGUUCAUCGUCCCCAAGGCGCAGUAUAAACUGGCAUGCCGGAAGUGUCAAGCAGUUUUCACCAAGGAAGAAGCGGCUAUUAGCCACCUUAAGUCCAACUGUUUUUUCGGUCAGUCUGUGGCAAACCUGCAAGAGAUGUUGCUGCGGGUCCCCAGUGGCGUAGGUGCAGGGGUUGGAAGUCUCUACGACUGCCUGGCUUGUGACACUACGUUGGAUGGGGAAAAAGCGCUCGGUCAACAUCUGGAAUCAGCUUUGCACAAACACAGAACAAUCAAGCGAUCAGCCAGAAAUGCCAAAGAGCACGCUACUAGUUUAUUACCUCACUCUUCAGCCUGCUUCCCCACUCCUAACACCACAUCUACCUCGCAGUCUGCCACUCAUCCCAUCAGCAGUCCCACUCCGCCACCAACGACAUCAGCUACCAUGCCAUCAUCUGCGGGGUCCACUCCCCUUUGCUCCUCCUCCUCCUCCACCACUACACAGCUCAACGCCACAGCCGCCAGCAAAUCCUGGUCCCAGGCCCCUUUCUCCAGAGCUUUAGUCGGCAAGCCAAAUGCCAGUCCCUCCUAUGCUUCCUCCUUGUUUCCUCCAGUGUCCUCACCCUCAACGGUUACCUCAAGUUCAUUGAGCACCUCAGGAGUUCAGACCUCGAUACCAACAGACGUCUUUACUGACGAGUCUGACUCUGACAGCAGUCAGAAGUCGGCAGACAGACUGGGCAGGACGGCGGACGAGCCGCAGCAACCUGGCUUUGUCAAAGACAGUACUUGUAGUAGUAAUCUCGCUAGUGUAGGAACAGACUCCAUCAGAUUGUAAAAGAGCUUUCGUUGAUGGACAAUGUUUAAAAAAAAAUACAAAAAUGAAAAAAAAAUCACAAAUGGAAAAAAUCAGAAAAAGCAGCAAUGUUAAAUACGUUAAAGGUAUACAAACCAAUUUCAGAAAAAAAAGAUGUAAAGACUUACUGCAAUUCCAAAGCUUGUAACCAAAAACUUAAUGUUAGUGGAUUGUUUUCCCAUAUCAACAUGCUGGUUUCCAUUUUGUUUUGUUUUGUUCAACUGAAACACACGCAUAUUAAUAAUAUAUGAGAAGAGAAAAGAGUGAUGAGGAAGAAUGCUGACAAAUGGCCCAAGAAACCCUUUGAAAAAUUCUGAGUAGAGAAGAUACCCUUUUGUUUAGUAAUCAUUUAUAUUUAAUAGCACACUCACAAAAAGCCAGUAUGUACUGUAUGGGAGAAUAGUCCGGUCCAUGUUCUUGCUAUUUAAGCAUUCAGAUACCAAUGGCUUGCAAAAGUAAAAUAAUAAUCUAACGUCUAUUUUAUUCUCAGGUCAAUGGCUCGCAAAUGUUAUGUUCUGUUACGCAAACCCAUGUUUGACAUGCUUGUUUCUCUUCAUAUCUUGAUUAACCACAACAUUUUAAUUGGAGUGGAAAUUAAUAAGGCAUUUUUAUGGGCAUUAAAAUGGCAGAUAAUUGGCUGAGUUUUACUGUUGAACAAAAGAAUAGAUGGGAGAAGAAUUGUUAUCCAUUCAUACAAAGAGACCAUUGCAGAUGUAAAAAUGGGCCAUGAAUAAUUGAGUUUUUAAAGGAAACAAAAAAAAAGCAUCCCUCUGUAUUUAUAAAGGUUCCAGAUAUUGUGGUGUUAUGUAGAUUGCUGGAUUGGAAGUGAAUUGAAGCAGUUUGGUAGCCUGAAAUUUUUUUUGUGUACAUUUAGCUUUUGUAUUGUCCAAUUUUAAGACACUUCAUUUGAUGUUGUCUUGAUCAUUCCGAUAGAUCAUUAGAUGAUGGGCAAUGGGUAAUUUAUCCAAAUGAUAUUUCUGUCUCAUUCACAACCUUCUUGGGAGAUAUUCAUCCAGAUUUCUCUCCUGACAAGGAAGGAACCGCUUUAAGCGUUAUUUAAAACGUAUGGGUCAGUCAGUACUGCAUCCAUCAACUGGAUGAAAACAAGUUGUGAGUGAAAUAAUGAAAUUCUAAUUUUAUUUAAUUUUUUUUGGUUACCUUUGUGCACUUAUUACUGUCUAACUCCCAUUUCUCACUCUGUGUUCUUCUCCCCGCACUUAUUUCCCUUGGCUGUCCUGUAUUUGUAGAUGCGAUGCAGGUCCUCUGUGUGGCUACACUUUUUAUUUUGUUGUCAUUCAUGCAAAUGAAAAAAUAAUACUAAUAAUAAUUCUCACGCUUUAAGACAAAAAGAAAAUCCAAAGACUGAACACUUUUCACCAUUGGUGCAUAAAGAUGAGAAAAGAGGCUUCUUUAUACUUGAUAAUUUGUUGCUGUUUUUAAAGGAAAGAAAACAAAGUUUUAAAAGAUAAAGGAGUACGCAUCAGAGUUACCGUUUUUGCUUCCUUGCGAGCAAACGGGUGGCUUUUUUACGUAGAUACCAAAAACCAAAAAGGGCCCUCGUCCUUGCAUUGUGGAGUAGCACCGUUACAGAGCCAUUGCAGUUUGUAAGAUAGUUAUGAAUCUUUGUUUGACUUUUGACACAUUCAAAUGUCAAUUUUUUUUUUUUAAAGAUCAUGUAUUAGGUCUGGUCUUCGAGGACAUACAUGUGCUGCUAAUGUAAAAUUUUGAAAGGAAAAAAAAAACCUAGAUGCAUGCUCAUUUUGCUUUUGGCGAAGCUUUAACAAAAACAAACAAUAAACCAAUUUCUUGCCUCUCUGCAACACCUUUUUUGUUUCUUGUUGCAAAAACGGAACUUUGAAGACUGUGAAUAUGUAUGUUCCAAAGGACAUUUUGCUGAUUUUCUUUUGGACAGACCAAUGUUUUGAAGCCAAUGAUCUAUGACGUUUGUGAAGAACGGUGCAUUCCAAAUACCACAAUGUUAUUUCCUUUGUUUAAACGCAAGGACUGAUCUUUUGUCAUUUGAAUUAUUUUAAGUGUCAAUCUAUUUUCACUCCACUGUUGUGUACAUUUUUACUGAAAGAUCCAUCUGUGCAGACGUGGAACACUCACUCCAUCCAGUCGAGAUUGUUGCUUACUUGUUCGGCAAGUAAUGAUGGUUACCAAAAAGUGUAUAUAAUACAUCUGGUACUGAUGUGUCUCCUAGGUUUUAAUCAUAUUUUUGCCAGUCAACAUAAAACUAGUUUCAAAAAAGGCGAGUGAUAGCUUUUUACCUGCGGUGUGAUUGCCCUCCACCCCCGCCCUACUCCCUCGCAGGGAAAUCCAGCAAUGACUUGUCCCAUGUGUAAGCAGGGUGCCACUUUUACGCAUCGAUUACAGGUCUUGAGGGGCAUCUUCAUUCCAAAGCAUUCUUUCUGGUCGCUAGGAGUUUUUUUCGGAGGUGUCCCUUGGUUCAAACGGCUAGGAGGCUUUCAUGUCCCAAAGAAGUCACCCACUUGAUCGUAUCGCAAUGGAAACGGAUGAGCAUAGGUACCCCCACACUUUCACUGAUAACAAACAAAAAUGUCUAUUUUUUCAACCAAGACUUAUUUAAAUUUGUGGACAACCUCUUUUUGACCAAUAUUGUACAGCCAAUUUAUAUAGAUAUAUGUACGUAUACGCCCCAAUGAUCUUAAUGCCUUUUGGUGUUGAUACCAUAGCAUGUUGUUAAGAGCAAUGAUUGACUCUCCAAGCUUGCCACUUCUCGAAAAUUCUGUUUCCCUGAAAUUGUGUACUUUUUGAUUUCAUAAAUUAAGUUAUAUUGUUUUUCUCCCUUAAAUAUAUUUUAAUUUCCCUAUAAUGUCAAACAUGUAUUUCAGUUUUGUAUUUGUAUGUUUUUGUGGUCUGUGUACAUAAUUCCAUCAUAAAUUAACACUAGAUUUGAAUUAGGUUUUUAAAAUUAGGAAACAAAUCCAAAAAUAUGUCCCAGUCACUUUAUUGAGUUUUUUUAUUUUAUUUUUUUUUAAUAUAUAAAAUUGUUUCAAAGCUAUUUCAAAUAUAUCUUAUUUCCAAAGUUCAAGGGUAAUCAUUUCGGCUCUUGUAUAGAGGAAAGUUCAAUCCCUACAUCAGAUGCACCCAGCAUGGCCCUGUAUGUGAAUUAGAAAGCGUGUGCGUAUGUGUUUCAUAAGAGCCAAUUAAUUUCCCCCUUUUUUUUUGGUGUUAGACAUCAAAACAAAGCAAGCCGCAAUUCAGAGUAAUUGAGAAAAUCUAAUGAUCAAAGUGACUGUGGUAGCUUUUACUCCGAUUGAUCACAUGAAUGUGGCAAAAGCUUUAUGCAGUCAACAAAAGAACAUUUGUACACCCCCGCCCCCUGAAAAAAAGUGUAUAUUUUAGCAAAAUGUUUUUGUGGGUAUCUGCCUCCACAAUACUUACAUUGGGAUAUUUGAUGGACAUUCAAAAAGCAACAAGGUUAUGCCGUAGAGGUCAUCUUUGCCCACUGUGAAAAGGCGUGUGUACUAGUAUACAGAUACAAAUAUAUUUAAAUCAAGACAUCACUUUUUGUUUGUUUCUGAGAUGAAGAAGGACUGAAAAGAAACAAAAAAAAAGACUCUGGGAAUCUUUAGAGCUCUUAUCAGGAGGACACGGGGGGCCGUGGGCACACCGAAACUGGGCAUGGGAGCCGAGGGCAGGCUCCGAAACAGCUUUAAAUACCACCUCCUUAUCUGAUUAGUGACGACGAGAAUGGACUCUGGAACCGAUGGACGUUGUGUGGCAGACAGACGGAGAGAGAGAGAGAACAGAAUCUUGACUGCAGCUGCUCUUUCCUCUUUUCUUUCCCCCAUCUGCCUCCGCUUCUGACCCUUUGAUGGAUGUUUCCCCGAAUUUCAGGAAAGGACGGACAGAGACGCUGGCCUCUUUCCCCUCCUCCACGUUGCUACCUGUCUCCCUUUCCCCUCCGCUUGUCUUUGGUAGACAAGUAAAGCUCUCAAGUCACGCGGCAGCUCACCCCUCUCGCUGUUGGUUAUCUGGUCAAAGAAGAAAAAAAGAGAAAUUAACAGCAGAGGGUGGGGUUGAGUUCUCCAAACUGUCAUUUCUUGGCAAAAGAGGCAGUUGUACACUUAAAGAAAAGCGUAUUAACCAAAAUCAACAACCAAACUAACAACCAAACAACCAUUUGCUCCAACGUCAAAGAUGAACUGUUACUUGGGGCGAUCCGUUCCUUUUGUGACUUCUGGUGCCACAAUUGUUUCUUUUGGUUUCGUUGUUUUUCUUUUUUUUUUAAACAAACUUUUAGACUUUUUUUUGUUUCCUUAAAUGACUCCUCGUUCGAGCCUCAUAAGCAUGGCUCUGGGGCUCCAGGCAGCCCGGCUGAGGGUAGAAAAAAAAACAGCCUUGCAAUGUACAAAAAAGAGCAAGUUAAACCAAAAAUGUUGUUCUUGAUGUCUUUUCUAUACUGUAGUCUUGUUAGCUUUUUUGUUACUGUAAUUAUAUGAUGAAGAUUUCCAGACUGUACCAAAUGACAUGGAAACUGACAUACAUACAAACCACAUGGAACUUCAGACUUUUAAAGAAACUUUUGUCACAAAACCUUGUUGUCCUAGUUAAGUUGAUUGUAGAUGUUAAUUGAAUAUACUCCUUUGAAAAUAUUUCAUCAAGUAUGUUUCUUGCUCAUUGUGAUACAUUAAAAUAAGUAUGAGCAUAGA
Syngnathus typhle (broad-nosed pipefish) is the source of this 17184-nucleotide messenger RNA. It is a transcript of the gene zfhx3b, whose product is annotated as zinc finger homeobox 3b. The transcript is spliced from 12 exons. Gene Ontology annotation, molecular function: zinc ion binding; DNA-binding transcription factor activity, RNA polymerase II-specific; RNA polymerase II cis-regulatory region sequence-specific DNA binding. Lineage: Eukaryota; Metazoa; Chordata; Actinopteri; Syngnathiformes; Syngnathidae. The record is from RefSeq and is a predicted model, not a curated record. Bases 857 to 12487 code for a protein of 3876 amino acids. Gene Ontology annotation, cellular component: nucleus. Gene Ontology annotation, biological process: regulation of neuron differentiation; brain development; regulation of transcription by RNA polymerase II.